Molecule: messenger RNA, 2322 nt
Organism: Protopolystoma xenopodis
Lineage: Eukaryota; Metazoa; Platyhelminthes; Monogenea; Polystomatidea; Polystomatidae
Source: the annotation of a GenBank genome assembly
GCAACUUUCGCCUCAUCUGUUACGUGUGGCGUUGACUGCAACUCCUCUCUUGGCUCUAGAAGCAGCUCUGGGCCUAUCACGGUUCUUCGUCGUCGUCGUAGCAACUGUGCUGCCAGCACUCGUAGUGUCGCCUUUUCCCUAGGCUCUGCCAAAAGUUCCUGGACCUCAGAACCCGCGUACUAUGCAUGUGCGGCUUCGCCAACCAACACCUUUAGCCUACCUCCCCACUCCGGCUCCUCUAGUGUCUUUAAUGUUGCCAAUAACACCUCAUCGGUUUCUUGCUCUUCCUUUUUGGGCUCCUCCACCGCUAAGACCCAUCUCAGUCCUCCUCGUAUGACUUCCUGUGCCGCGGUUGUCUCUCCUGGUGGUGCAGCCGCAGCCGUAUCCCCCGUUGACACUGGCGUCGGGGCAUUCAGCGACGAAACCCUAUCACGCAUCGACAUCAGCAGCGCCCCACUUACACUGACUGCAACCUGGCCUCUGCCGGUGUCUAGGCUGCCUGUGGCGCCAAUACCUCGUCUGCCGAAGCGGUGUGGCGAGCUAAGACAGCCUAUUCUUCCGGCCAUGCGAAGUGAAGUUGGCCACGUGCGGCCGCUCGUUCAACCCGCCAUUGAUGCUGGUGGAGAUAGAGCAAGCUCUAUAGUCAACGACUUUGGGGAUCCCUCUUUUUUGACUGCCAAUGAGAUGGAUAUAAGAUGCUCCACAUUAACUGGACUCGUGUCGGUUAGCCUGCUCUCACAGCACCAGCUCUUACGGCAUCACAUCAACUCUUUGGUCUCACCUGCCAUUAAUUCUCGGUACUCCACCUCCGCUCCCUUUGAUGGCGUUCUCUUCGUGCUUGGCAACCUGCAUGACCAGUCUCAAGUUAGCCCCAUUAAAGGACUUAGUGGCUCUUCGAAUCAACCCUUUUUGUUACAAGUUAAUACAACGAAAUCUGCCAGAGCCUCCGUGGCGGAAACUUCUUCUUUGGAUUCUUCCCUAUCAAGCGUACCCUACUCUGCCGUACAGACAUUCGGGACGCCAGUUUCGGUUUCAGUUACCAAUGCCGAAUUAGCCAAACCCGUCCAGGACGCUUGCAAGCCACAUUCAUGCAUAGGUACCGACUCUUUUAUAGCAGAAAACCUUCCAGAACUGGUUAAACAACCGUAUACCGGUUCCUCUGCCCUUUCAAUUGUUUCUCCUGGUUGCCACCAUCCCUGCAAAUUGGCCGAACACGAUUCGGCUUGCGUUAUUCCAUAUCAGCGAGACAAUCAGUCCGAGUCCCGAUAUGCUGAGCCAUCAAAUAAAGGCCAAGUGACCAAUCUUCCUAUUCGCGGUUUGGAGCGAAAACACUGCCUACCUCUUUGUCCGUGUGCCUCGUGUCGAGCCAUCACUUUCGCCGGACAGAACCAGGAUUCAAACGGUGAUUCGCACCUCCGUUUGGGUCACCAGUAUUGUUUGGGCACGACGGCUGGGGCAUUUGGCACCGAAAUGUGUACAACUUGCUGGUGUCAGCCCUUGCCUGCGUGCAGUUGUUGCCAAUUUGAUCGAGAAUUUUCCGACGACCUCCUUCGUUCUGGUAUGCGAUUGGUUCCUGCUGAUAAUCCCGAUAGGGCGCUCGAAUCCGGCCGCGCCGUCUUGGAUUUGGGUUCCUCUGUCUGCGGAACAUGUUGCCAUGUCUUUUCCACUGGACAUCCACUUGCGGCGAGACUAGUUUGCCCAUUCUCAGCUCCUCACGAGGCUCUCGGGGCUAGCCAGCAUCCGAUGAAUCCGUCGGCUGUUGAAUGUCCCUCUAGCGCUACUCAAUCUGCACGGGUCCGAUUUUUGUCUACCUGGCUGAGUUCGAACGACUUCACCUUUGAGUCACGUCAGAAAGCGGUUAAAAGCAUCCUGCGUUGUUUGCCGGACAGUCUUCCACGGCUAAUAUUGCAAGCCUUACCCCAAUCACACGGUAGAACCAGCUAUGCUGUGCUGCCAAUCUCGGCCUCUUCCACUUCAUAUGCAUGGGGAUGUCAUACUCAAGAUUGUAUACUUGGGGCCAACGAAAGAACGGCACCCACGGAACAAUCGUCUCUCUCUCGGUCAGAUUCAUCGUUUGUAGCGUCAGAUUCUCAUUCAAUUACCUGUACCAACAACACCAUCUCUUCGAUGCCCCUUAAUUCAUCAUUAAUGUCAGCAGCAUCUGAUGUGUGCUCCGUGCAUCGUUGCGCUCGCUCAAUGGCCAAAAGCCGUAGUCUUGAACAGACGAUUGCCGACACUCUAGGCCAAACUCCACUAGGCAAGCACACUCCACUUUCCCCAGAGUCUAAUUCUGUCUUGUCGGAAGGCACUCCUGCUCAAGCC